GAGCUUGUAAAUGAAUGUUAUAGUAUGAACAUUGGGUCCUUAAUCCAUACCAGAAAGCUUCAAGGCAAGAUCUUUAAGUUGGGUUUCGGUCAAGACCAGGACUUCCAGUGUUGGCUCCUUGAUGUUUAUGUUGCUUGUGGAGAUCUAGUUUCUGCUUUGCAGACGUUUGAUGAUUUUCCCUCUAAAAACCUGUCCUCUUGGAAUACAUUGAUAGCUGGUUUUCUUGGGAAAAAAUUGAACAAUCAAGUUUUUAGACUCCUUUCGCGUUUGGUUGCAGAUAAUGUUAUGCCGGAUGAAUGGACAUUGGCUAGUGUUUUGAGGGCCUGCGGUGCUGGCAAAGUCACUUUUCAAUACGUUGAACACAUACAUGCUAAGGUCAUCCAAUACGGUUUUGGUGCAGCUACAGUCGUUUGUAACCCUCUUAUUGACUUGUACUCGAAGAAUGGGUUCAUCAAUUCUGCUAAGCAAAUCUUCCAGAAUAUGUUCUUAAGGGACAGUGUAUCUUGGGUUGCCAUGAUAUCUGGUUUCUCUAACAAUGGGCGUGAAGAAGACAGUAUCAUCCUCUAUAAUGAGAUGCGCAUAUCAGGAAUCAACCCUACUCCAUAUAUUUUCUCAUGUGUUAUAAGUGCAUGCUCCAAGAUAGAGUUUUAUGACCUGGGAUUGCAGCUUCAUGCUCUUGUCUAUAAGUGGGGAUUUGCAUCAGAGGUUUAUGUGUGUAAUGCUCUCGUCACCUUAUAUUCUCGCUUCGGUCACCCGAUGUCUGCUGAACAAAUUUUCAGCAAAAUGCAGCAGAUGGAUAGGGUCUCGUAUAAUUCACUUAUAUCAGGACUUGUUCAACAAGGAAAUAAUGAGAGGUCAGUUGAGUUAUUCAAGAAAAUGCAGAUUGACUCCUUGAAGCCUGACUGUGUUACAAUUUCAAGCCUUUUGAGCGCUUGCGCAUCAAUGGGAGCUCUUCUGAAGGGAAGACAACUGCACUCUUAUGCGCUUAAGGCUGGAAUGUGUUCAGAUAUCAUCAUUGAAGGUUCUCUGCUUGACCUUUAUGUCAAAUGUUCUGAUGUUGAAUCAGCUCAUAGAUUCUUCCUCACAACACAGAAAGAUAAUGUGGUUCUCUGGAAUGUGAUGCUAGUGGCUUAUGGUCUCAGAGGUGAUCUGAACGAGUCCGUUAGGAUUUUUGAACAGAUGCAGAGUCGAGGCCUGCAGCCUAAUCAAUAUACCUACCCAAGUAUCUUGAGAACCUGUACUCUGGUAGGAGCUCUUGACUUAGGGGAGCAAAUUCACAGUCAAGUCAUCAAAACUGGACUUUACCAAAAUGCUUAUGUCUGCAGUGUGCUUAUUGAUAUGUAUACAAAACAUGGAAAUCUGGAUACUGGGCUGAAAAUUCUCAGGCGUCUCACAGAGGAAGAUAUUGUCUCUUGGACAGCAAUGAUUGCUGGAUACACUCAGCAUGAUCUUUUCUUGGAAGCCCUCAAACUUUUCAUAGAAAUGCAAGACUUGGGCAUUCAAUCAGAUAAUAUAGGAUUUGCAAGUGCUCUUAGUGCAUGUGCUGGACUUCAAGCAAUCAAUCAAGGACGACAAAUUCAUGCACAAUCAAUCACCUCUGGCUAUUCCUUGGACCCGUCAAUUAGCAAUGCACUAAUAAGCCUUUAUGCUAGAUGCGGCAAAGUACAGGAUGCGUACUUGGCAUUUGACAAAAAUAAAAAUAAGGAUAACAUCUCAUGGAAUGCAUUGAUAUCAGGCUUUUCACAAAGCAGGCACUGGGAGGAAGCUCUAUACACGUUCUCUAAGAUGAAUCUAGCUGGAGUAGAAUCCAAUAUGUUCACUUAUGGGUCUGUGGUCAGUGCAGCUGCUAAUACAACAAACUUAAAACAAGGGAAGCAGAUUCAUGCUAAAAUCAUAAAAACUGGGUAUAUUGCUGAGAUAGAAGCUUCAAAUGUGUUGAUCACAUUAUAUGCGAAGACCGGGAGCCUUGAUGAUGCCAAAAGAGAGUUUCUUGAAAUGCCUCAGAAAAAUGAAGUUUCCUGGAAUGCCAUGAUCACGGCCUAUUCUCAACAUGGAUGUGCCGCCGAAGCAAUUGAACAGUUUGAGGAAAUGAAACAACUGGAUGUGAGGCCAAAUAACGUUACUUUUAUCGGAGUUUUAUCAGCCUGUAGCCAUGUGGGUUUGGUGGAUGAGGGGCUCAGCUAUUUCAAGUCCAUGAGAGAAAAACAUGAUGUGGUGCCAAAAUCAGAACAUUAUGCUUGUAUUGUAGAUAUUUUAGGACGGGCAGGUCAUUUGUCCCGUGCAAUAGAAUUUGUGGAGACUAUGCCAAUUGAACCAGAUGCAAUGGUCUGGAGAACACUCUUAAGUGCUUGCACAGUUCACAAGAACAUGGAAAUUGGAGAAUUGGCGGCUAAACAUCUUUUGAGAUUAGAGCCAAAUGACUCUGCUACCUAUGUUCUUCUAUCCAAUAUGUAUGCGGUUUCCGGGAAAUGGGUUUAUCGCAAUCAUGCAAGGAAGCUGAUGAAAGACAGAGGUGUAAAGAAAGAGCCUGGUCGUAGCUGGAUUGAAGUUAAAAACUCGUUCCAUGCCUUUUUCGUCGGUGAUCAGCUCCAUCCUCUUGCAGAUCAGAUCUACGCAUUUCUUGAGGAUUUAAAUGUUAGGGUUGCUGCAAUGGGUUACAUACAGGACCGAUAUAGCAUUUGGAAUGACUUGGAGCUUGGUCAAAAAGACCCAACUGCAUUGAUCCACAGCGAAAAGUUGGCUAUUGCCUUUGGACUGCUGAGCUUGUCUGAUUCAAUUCCAUUACGAGUGAUGAAAAACCUUCGGGUCUGUAAUGAUUGCCAUAAUUGGAUUAAGUAUGUUUCAAAGGUAGAAAAUCGGACUAUUGUUGUAAGGGAUACAUACCGGUUCCAUCAUUUUAAGGAUGGUUUUUGUUCAUGCAAAGAUUACUGGUAGCUUGAUAUAUUAGAAAGUUGUGAACACAAGUGGAGAUCAUCAUGCUUCCAGCUCAAGAACCAAAAGUAGGAGAUUGGGAAAUUUUUGCUCCCAAAACCUUUUUCUUGUAAUUAACUAGGAGGACCCUGGUCUUUAUGCGUCCUUUCGUGGAGAUAUGGACAAGCCAAACUGGAAUCAAGUUUUUAGAUGCAGUAGACAUGGGAUGAGAACUCUGUCUGAUUCUGCAGAGCAAAUUAAUUUCAAUAUUAAUCAACUGAAGGAGGUGUUCAAUAAAUCAAUAUCCGUCCAAUAUGAGUUUAUUGGAUCCAAGAUUAAUAGUGCUACAUAUCAUUGAUCGGCGCUGGGAUGGAAGUAACAUAUUUACAUGCCAAACAAGAAGACAAAAGCUUCCCGAGUCUAUUUUUUGGUAUUUCUACCAAAUCUUGGGAAGAAUAUAACCAGCUGUCAGUUUCUUCUCUGCUCGAAUCCUUAGGAUUACUGUUCAAACCAAUAUUACCACAAAUACCACCAAUCAGACAGGAAGCAUGCAAGCCACCAUCCUUCCUCUGUAAGACUGGUUAGACAUCGUAAACUGGAAGCUCUCUUGAAAUAGGGCUGGCCAUUGCCCUCAAUCUAGGCUCACUUGGGGCCGAGCUUGUCAUCAAGUACAUCACUCUGCUCAAGCUCCCUGCUUCAUAGUUUCAUCCACUUUGUCAGCGUCUUCAUCCCCAAGUUUCCCUUAUUGGCAAACACCACCAUCAAAGAGUUUGAAAGCAGGUUCAGCGUCAAUGCAGGGGUUGGCUUCUCAUGAUUCAGGGAGGCUGCCAACAGGAUAAGGCACAGAUGAGGAAUCAUCAUAUGCUUAUCCCCAUCCAUGGGCUGUAGCUUAAUUGGCUCCCAGGUUAGGACAUUUGCUGGCUCUGAGGACAGCCCUAAAGUCCAUGGUGAAGGUACUGGUCAAGGAGCUCAUAGGAUCCAGGAUAAUUGCCUACCGGGGGCCUCCUUAUGCGUGGACUUCCAUUCUAGGGUAACCGGUAGGAAUGGUGAAGAAGCCCUGUAGCUUCUUGGCUGCUGGUGCUGGGGGGUGGGUCAUUGGCCAGAUUAUUCGUAAGAAUGGUGGCAAAUGUCUGGAUUAUGAUGCAAAUGGUGAGAUUAUUCCUAAGAAUGGUGAGAGCCCCCAUUUGUGUGGAUUAUGAUGCAAAUGUCAGAUUCUAAUCAAUG
Coffea eugenioides is the source of this 4134-nucleotide messenger RNA. RefSeq names its product pentatricopeptide repeat-containing protein At4g13650. Lineage: Eukaryota; Viridiplantae; Streptophyta; Magnoliopsida; Gentianales; Rubiaceae. Bases 25 to 2934 code for a protein of 969 amino acids. The transcript has 3 exons. The record is from RefSeq and is a predicted model, not a curated record. Gene Ontology annotation, biological process: RNA modification. Gene Ontology annotation, molecular function: RNA binding; protein binding; zinc ion binding.